AUGAUUACUACCCCAGUAACUGUUACUACAGUAACUGUUACUACAGUAACUGUUACUACAGUAACUGUUACUACAGUAACGGAUACUACAGUAACUAUUACUACAGUAACUAUUACUACAGUAACUGUUACUACAGUUAUAGUUACUAAUACAAUUACCUUUUUUCCUACAGUAACUGUUUCUACAGUAACGGUUCCUACAGUCACUGUUCCUACAGUAACUGUUUCUACAGUUACGGUUACUACUACAGUAACGGAUACUACAGUAACUACUACUAUUACAGUAACGGUUAUUACAGUAACUGUUUCUACAGUUACGGUUACUACUACAGUAACGGAUACUACAGUAACAGCUACUAUUACAGUAACGGUUGCUAUAAUAACUGUUACUACAGUAACGGUUACUACAAGUAGCAAUGUUACUACUACAUUAACAGUUACUUCAGUCACGGUUACUACAGUUAUAGUUACUACAGUAAUUGUUACUUCAGUUACGGUUACUACAGUAACGGUUCCAAUAGUAAGUAACGGUUACUACAGUAAUUGUUACUUCAGUUACGGUUACUACAGUAAUUGUUACUUCAGUUACGGUUACUACAGUAAUUGUUACUUCAGUUACGGUUACUACAGUAAUUGUUACUUCAGUUACGGUUACUACAGUAACGGUUCCCAUAUAACGUUUACUACAGUAACGGUUAUUACCAUAACUGUUCCUACAGUAACGGUUACUGCAGUAACUGUUUCUACAGUUACGGUUACUACUACAGUAACGGAUACUAAAGUAACUAUUACUACAGUAACGGUUACUAUAAGUAGCAAGGUUACUACUACAUUAACAGUUACUUCAGUCACGGUUACUACAGUUACAGUUAUUACAGUUACGGUUACUACAGUUACGGUUACUACUACAGUAACAGUAACUACAGUUACCAUAGUAAUGGUUACGACAGUGACGGAUACUACAAUAACGGUUACCACAGAAAUUAUCGGUUACUAUAUAGUAACGGUUACCAUACAGUAA
Leptopilina boulardi is the source of this 1020-nucleotide messenger RNA. RefSeq lists its product as uncharacterized. The coding region runs from base 1 to 1020 and encodes 339 amino acids. The record is from RefSeq and is a predicted model, not a curated record. The transcript has 2 exons. NCBI's taxonomy places the organism in Eukaryota, Metazoa, Arthropoda, Insecta, Hymenoptera, Figitidae.